Messenger RNA from Phymastichus coffea, 1646 nucleotides. RefSeq names its product DNA/RNA-binding protein KIN17 (gene kin17). The transcript is spliced from 2 exons. The coding region runs from base 155 to 1366 and encodes 403 amino acids. Lineage: Eukaryota; Metazoa; Arthropoda; Insecta; Hymenoptera; Eulophidae. Gene Ontology annotation, cellular component: nucleus. Gene Ontology annotation, molecular function: double-stranded DNA binding. Gene Ontology annotation, biological process: DNA replication; DNA damage response. The record is from RefSeq and is a predicted model, not a curated record.
AUUGCCUCAAUGAAUGCUGACAUAAGCAAUUAACAUUUUAUUUUUUCUUGGUUUAUUGAUUGAUGGUUUUUCUUGCAAAUUACUAAAACUGGAGGAAGGAAUUUCCAUAUUUUAAAAUAAUAAUUUUUAGAAAGUUUGUUCUAGGUUAUUGAAAAUGGGCAAGCACGAAGUCGGAACACCAAAAUACAUAGCAAAUAAGAUCAAAUCGAAGGGUUUACAAAAAUUGAGAUGGUAUUGCCAGAUGUGUCAGAAACAAUGCAGGGAUGAAAAUGGUUUCAAGUGUCACACCAUGUCUGAAUCACAUCACAGACAAUUAUUGCUAUUUGCAGACAAUGCACAUAAAUAUAUGGACCAAUUUUCUAGAGACUUUGCUGAUGGAUAUUUGAGUAUUUUGAAGAGACAAUUUGGUACCAAAAGAGUUCCUGCCAAUCGAGUUUAUCAAGAGUAUAUUACUGACCGCAACCAUAUUCACAUGAAUGCAACAAUUUGGUUGACUCUUACUGCUUUUGUUAAAUGGUUAGGUAAAGGUGGUAAAUGUAUUGUUGAUGAGACAGAGAAAGGUUGGUUUGUUACAUACAUAGAUAGAGAUCCAGAAACACUUGCUGCACAAGAGAAAAAAGAGAAGAAAGAAAAGAUGGAUAAGGAUGAUCAAGAACGAAUGAUGCAUUUUAUUAAAAAGCAAGUCAAGAAAGGAAAAUCUAAUAAUGAGCCUGCAGAAGAAUUCAAACAACCUCUAGAAAGAACAGAUGGUGCACCUUUAGUACUGGAUAUAAAAUUGAAACCUAAAAAGAUAUUACCAAUCCAACCAAUUCUACCUGUUAAAAAAGCUCCAGAAACAAGUAAAAUAAAAAUCAAAGAAGAACCUUUAAGUGAAGAUGAAGAGACGGUUAGUAACUCUACAGAAAGUAAAAUUAACUUAAAACGUAAAGAAUCAGAAGAUGAUCCAGAAUCAUGCAAGAAAGCCAAAAAAGAGUAUAAUAGUAAAGAAGAAUAUGACAAGAGGAAAGGUUGGUUGAGGAUAGGUUUAUCAGUUAAAAUUGUGACUAAAUCAUUGGGAGAAAAAUAUUACAAAGCCAAAGGUACUGUAGUAGAAUUGGUUGAUAAGGAUCAUUUUGUUGGAAAAGUGAAACUAAAAUCACCAGAAAAUGUUGAAAAUCAUAUUAUAAAAAUAGAUCAAGAGCAUCUUGAAACUGUUAUUCCUUCAAUUGGAAGAGAUAUAAUGAUUUUAUGGGGAAAAUAUGAUGGUGAAAUUGGUGUGAUAGAAAAGGUGAGAAUAGAUGAUUUUUGUGUUGAUGUUGAGUUGAAAGACAAAAAGAAACUUUUAAAAAGAAUUCCUUAUGAACAAAUUUCUAAAUAUGUUGGAUGAAAAAAAUGAUAAAUAAUGCAAUGGUUUAUUAUAUUAUAUCAACUGUAAAUAUUUUUAGAUUAUUUAUAAAAUAUUAUGUCAUAUAGAAAUAAUUCCGUAAUUCAUUUCUGAUACAUAAUUCUACAAUGGUGAAAAAUGUUGGAAAACAAGCAUUUAAUUUUACCAGCAUUGCUUAGCAGGCUUUCCUUUUGUUAUUGUGAUAUUCAUUGCAUUAAUUAAACCUUUAUUUUACAUACCAAUGUUAAGAUUCUAUUAAAAUGGAUGUAUAAAUAAAUAAUGA